AUUGAGACCCUCAGGACCACACCAAUUUAAAGCUGCCAUUCACUUCCUUAAAUUAGACUGUAAUGUGUUUAAAAAAUUGGACAAUAAAAAUAAAUAUGCCUAUUUUUAUCCCCACAAUAAAUAGCUUUUUUUAUUAGCCACAGUUAGUAUUUUAAACAAACCCACUGCACUGGAAGGAUUUCAUUUGCCCUGGAUGUUAUGGAUUUGCUAUUUCUGCAGACUGAACAUUUAUUUUUUGUGGAAACGACAUCGACGACAUAGUGGUGGAUUUUUCACACGAAUUCUGACUGAGAACAAUUAAUUUCGGAAGUUUUUCGUUUCUAUGACUUUCGCGCGACUGUGGACGAUGAUUCAAAUUCUCAGCGGAUUUUAAAUCAAGAGUGUAACUGAUAGGCGUCGGGUUUUGAAGGAGUCGUUCCUCUCUUGAAACAUCCCUCAGGGAUUCUCGCCUCUCUCUGAAGACCUGUUUCCUAUCAUCCACCAAGGAGCACAAAGACCGGGCGCAUACUGGAACUGAAAAUACUGUAGUUUCUCUUGAAGCCCAAUACAACAGAUCUCACCAAUACCACAGGAUGCAAACCGUUUUAACGGUCAACGGUCUCAGUAAAAGCAUCUAAUCGCAAACCAAUUCACACGAGCGUGAGAGACGUGGAAGCACCCACAUUAGGCUGCUGCAAAUUAAGAUACUUGAGAAAGACAGAGGUGGUUUACAGCAGGCAUGGCAGCCAUAGCAACUGUCCCCAACUACACCCCAUCGCUAUGGGUACGGUUAUGCCAUGCCAUUCCUCGCCUGGACUUGACCCUGCAGACCCGAAACAGCAUGUUCACUCCAGACAGCUGGGAGUACCAGCAGACUCUCCUGGUCCUCUCCAGCUUCUCCGCCAUUGCUCUCGUCCUCUCAUUACUUGUCGUUCUCUUCUUCCUCAUCCACUACUGCUGCUGCCGUCGUGGUGAGGGGGGCCGGGAUGCAGAGGAAGAAGAGGAAGAUGAUGAUGCCAGCGGUGGCCAUGGAUACAGCGGCAGAAAGGGGCGGGGCAUCUGCUGUGUCACAUGGGUAUCGGUUGCAGCCGUCACCUUGUGUUGUGUUGCCAUAGGCAUCGGUUUCUAUGGCAACAGUGAGGCGAACGAUGGGAUGUAUCAGUUGACCUCAUCCUUGCUCACUGCCAAUUACACACUGGCUUCCAUCGAUCUUCUGGUUUCAGACACCGUGGCCGGGCUGCAGCAGUGUGUCUCAGGGCCCUUGACCUCCAUGGAGGAAGUGUUCGGCGGACAUAAGCCAGCACUCGUGCCCACACGCUCCUGCAGGCGUCUGUCAGAGCGGGUCGUGUCUCUCCUCUCCAAUCUGACACUGGGAAGAGGUCUGAUCCCCAUCGCGGAUGGAUUUUACAGGGCGAAUGGAAGUGAAAGCAUAGUGGGAGCGCUCACCCCAGCACCUCCUUCUGUAGCCCCCACUCUCAGUCCGUCCGCCAACAGCAUUCCUGCACCCUUCUCCCCUGGCUGGGCUGCAAACACACUCAUGGUGAAUGAAGACUACAGGUGGCUGUCGUAUGUGCUGCUGCUUUUACUGGAUCUGGUAGUGUGUUUUUUUAUUCUUCUGGGUUUAGCCAAACAAGCCCGCUGGCUACUUAUUCUGAUGACAGUGCUGGCCUGGUUGGCUCUGUUUCUGAGUUGGGGCUCUCUCGGCCUGCAGACUGCCACAGUGGUGGCCCUGAGUGAUUUUUGCUUUGACCCGAACACUUUUGUGCUUAACUCCACUCACUUCAACUCUAGGACAAGCACAGAAAUCCUGGAUUAUUACCUAACCUGUGACAGGAAAAUGAGCAGCCCUUUUCAACAGAUACUGACCCAGUCCCAGAGAGCGCUUUCCAGCAUCCACUCUCACCUUUCCAGUCUGGAUAGAGACGCCCUCCCACGCUUUCCAAAGGCAGAGAAGUCACUCAGGGAAGUACAGCAGAUCCUCAACGCCACUGAGGGCAACUUCCACCAGCUGGUAGCACUUCUCAACUGUCGAGGGCUGAACAAGGAUUAUGUGGACUCUCUGAAAGGCUUGUGCUAUGAUGGGAUGGAGGGGUUGCUCUUUCUUUCCCUGUACUCGUUUCUCUCAGCUUUAGCGUUCACAGCUAUUCUUUGCUCCCUCCCUGGAGCCUGGAGGAGUUUCCACAGCGAUUCAGAGGAAUACGAGGACUCCGACAGCGAAAGCGAGGACCCCUUCACUUCUCAUCAGGCACGUAGACAGACGGCCACGGGCUCCCAGCGAAGGGCCUUGCCCCCCUUCUAUAGUUACCAGGGGGCCGGCUGGACUCCCCCCUUUUCUAGCGCGCCUCCGUUACCGACUCCAAACGUUUCCUCCAAUGGCAACCCUGGUUAUGAGAACCUGCCUUUGAGUGACAGGCAGUCCCCACCCCCCUCUGUGAGUUCCCUUGUCUUUGUCACAUCACUGCAAUCUGUGGCUUUCUCAUGAUUCAUUGUGUUAAGAUUCAAACAGAU
Messenger RNA from Sinocyclocheilus anshuiensis, 2487 nucleotides. RefSeq names its product tweety family member 1 (gene ttyh1). The record is from RefSeq and is a predicted model, not a curated record. Bases 719 to 2461 code for a protein of 580 amino acids. NCBI's taxonomy places the organism in Eukaryota, Metazoa, Chordata, Actinopteri, Cypriniformes, Cyprinidae. Gene Ontology annotation, cellular component: smooth endoplasmic reticulum membrane; plasma membrane. Gene Ontology annotation, molecular function: intracellularly calcium-gated chloride channel activity; volume-sensitive chloride channel activity. The transcript has 15 exons.